AUGCAGUCGAAUAACAGCUUUCGUUUGGCUGCGGCCACAACUCUUCUCGCAGCUUGUGGUCUUGUAUCUGCCCAGAUUCCUGUGGUGACCAUGUUCCCUGUCACUACUCAAACAUCAUUUCCUUCCCCACAGUGCACAGGAACCUCUUCAACUGAAUCUUUCACAGUGAACUACAAUUUCGAGAGUGUGGAACGUGGAGACCCCAUCAUUGCAACAACUGAGAUUGCCGAAUACAACCUCCUAAACUUCAAGUCCAUCAACUUUGUCGACACAGACACCGACUUCGACGGCAACCACUUGGGACUCGCACCUCACACCUACCCCUACGUCGCCACAUUCUCUCCCGGCACCGAAAUAAUCGACGACCUCCUCUCACCAAACAUUUCCAUGAUCACCGCCAGCUAUAUCGAAUCCACCCUGACUUCCUUCACACCCAAAUCAUUUUGGUACGGCUGUGUAUACCCAUUCCCGUACACAGCAGGUUCUCUCCCAGUAGACUGUAACAUCACUGCGACAGGAUUCGACAAAAGCGGAAAUCUUGUCGCCAAGCAAUCUUUCGAGUUUUCGGGCAAUGGAAGUAUCAUCCAGGAUCAGAAUUAUGGCACAUUUCAAGGCUUCAGCCAGGUUUAUUCUGUUGCGUUUGGUGUUUCUCCCAUUAUCGCUGCAGCGUUGGUUGAUAAUAUUAUUGCGACGCUUUACCAGGAGGAGUGCGCGCCGUAUUAUACGGGGAGUUAUGGUAAUGGUACAUCCUCUUCAUGGAUUUACACGUCAGGUCUGUCAGGCCAUGCACGCUACCCUUCUCUUCUCCAUUCUAUCACAACAUUCCAAACACCAACGUGAGCAAGAGAGUUUCAUAAAUCCAACUCAGCCAGCCUUGUUUCCUCCCCUUAUUCAAGGCACGAAGCUUUUCCGCAAGUCCCUCACUAGGCAUGAAUAUAAUUCCGUUGAGAUACACAAAAUUCCUCUCAGCCUCCGGAUCGAUCUCCAAUCUCAG
Mollisia scopiformis is the source of this 994-nucleotide messenger RNA. RefSeq lists its product as uncharacterized. NCBI's taxonomy places the organism in Eukaryota, Fungi, Ascomycota, Leotiomycetes, Helotiales, Mollisiaceae. The transcript has 3 exons. Bases 1 to 840 code for a protein of 279 amino acids. The record is from RefSeq and is a predicted model, not a curated record.